GUCUGCUUGGUUGCUAUAGACUCAUUCUUUACUGGGUUCCUGCUACUCCAUAUCGUUUUUAAGUGCUCUUGUUGAACAGGAGGAUGUUCAAGGCACCGAGGAUACAGCCGUCUCCUCCCAAGGGAAUGAUUAGGAGUCCAAGAUUUCCAAAGCCUUUGGAAUUGAACUCGAUAUCAGCCCAAAAUCUCAUGAGGGUCAGAGUAAACCGUGUUGCCAUCCUCCAAGAGCUACGAGUCGAGCAUGUCUUAGAGUACCUCAAGGAGAGCGGAACUAUCACACCAAAAGAAGAGAAAAUCAUUCUGCAGGGAUCAUCGCCACAGGAAAAAACAAUGAGACUCAUUGACCUUCUUCCAUUGAAAGGAAAAAGAUGUGACUGGUAUAAACAUUUCCGGGCAUCCCUGCGACAUGCUGAUGCAGAUGAUGACACAAAGGAUAGGUACCUCACCCUGAUUGGCUUCUUGGACAACACGAUCAUUCGCAAACCUAUGAAACCGGAGAAGUCUGGUGCAUCCAGUAUGACGAUGGGGAGCUCGUCAAUUGCAGUUAUCACCCCUGUUAGUGAGGCAGAUGUCAAAGUGGAUGACAUGAAGUACCCGAAAUAUGAACCAUUGCCAAACAUUGAUAAGGAUGAAGCAAGAAAGGAGGGAGAAGAUGCAACAGACAAUGCGAUGAGGCCUGAAAAGGGAGAACGAGAAUCACCAGAGAGGACCAACAAGGAUGUCGCUCCAAUGAAGUUUGUCUUUGGCUAUGUUCACCAGUGGGUUCCCAGCAUGCCUGACUUCUGCUCACAUCUGCAUGAACCUACAGAACUGUUUGAGAAAUUAGAACAAUCAACCGAUCCUCAUGACAGACAGCAGUUAAACAAUGAAAAGGAUGUGUUUGAAAAAAUGAAGGAAUUAGAGUUGACGUAUUACAUGAAUAAACAGGGACUCUUGCCAAAAGGAUUUGUGUUGUGUAUGGCGUCUGCUGUGCAGGAUGUCUUGGAUGACCUUGAGAACUACCACAUGUACAUGAAGUACUUCAUGGCUUUGAAGUUUGAGCAAAACAAGAAUGUCCUGAAGGAACUUUGCGGGUCUUUCGUUGCGCUGACUUUGUCAGCGGGGGCUGCUGAAAACGCUCAUCACAUUGACUUUUUCCGUAAGAUUGGAUUUAGCUUGUUUGCCUUGACAGAAGAAUUUGGUGAAUUUCUUGUGGCGGAAAGCUUGUUGAGCUCCUUGAUAUUGUACCUAUCUGCUAAUCCCAGUAUCGACACUUGGAGGUCAGCGUAUGAAGCAAAUAUCAAACUGAUGAGCAUACGCAGCAUGAACUAUGAGUACCAGUUGGCUGAUUUUGCAUACCAUGCGGCAAUGAAAUACCACCAUGCAAUAUCGAUGAUGUCGUUUGGACAGAAUAUCCUUGAUGAAUCUGAGAGGGAUGUGGCGUUGAGUGGUAUGAUGUUGGAGCAGGGCAACCACAGCUCGGCCUACAGUUGGGCCCAGACAGCAUUGCAGAAUGUUGAUAAGUCCAAAUAUGCCAACAUCAUAAAGAUCAUUUGCACAGCAGCAAGGGCGUACAUGGCCAAGUUCAAUGUUAAAAGGGCCAAGCAGUUGUCGGUUGCAGCUGUACAGCAAGCAAGGGAGUUAUUCGGCCCCAAUCACCCGAUGUACCUUGUCGCUUUACUGAUAUACAUGGAGUAUUCAAAUGAAUACAUUCAGGACCAGGAAGGCGUCAAUGUUGCUAUGAAACUCUUGGAUUAUGCUGAAACUAUCUAUGGUUGUGAUACAAUACUGCUCGCGAUGGCCCACCUUGCCCUGUCCAAGGCCCUUAUGGCCGCCAACAACCUCAGUGAUGAUCUCUACCUGGCACAUGCUCACAAAGCUCAGAGAACCGCCAUGAAUUGUGUACCCUGUCUGCAUCCAAUUCUGUCCAUCUUCAGUGAAAAUAUUGCUCGAUGCCUGUUGAUCAAGUCACAGAGCUGUGGCGAGGAUCACAAAGAGGGCGUCCUGAUCUUUGCCGAGUCUGAGGCGAUGAUUGCCCUGAAGACGUUCCGCCACCAUUACGGAGACAUCAGCUGGAGGACGGGACAGACGAUGCAGCUGUAUGCGGAGGUUCUUACAAAGAUGGAAAAGUUAGAAGACGCAGAGGACUUCUACCAACAGGUGGUCGAGAUCUACAAGUUGUGUCUUACCCAUAACAGUCAUUUUACUCUUCUUGCCAAAGCCAAGCUAGGCCAGUUCUACAAGCAGACAGAGCGGCCAGUGAAAGCUGUCGAAUUGCUCAAACAGGUUAUCAGCAAAGUUGAUACUGGUGGCGUGUAUAUCAAGUGGGUUGACAGCACCUACGACAGCCUCGUUGAGCUGCUGAAGGAGACUAACAACAUUGAGGAGUCACAACAGAUGGAGAAAGACCAGUACAACUGGAUCAUCCAGAAUCAGCAAGAGGAUUCAUUGAAGUGGGACGUACUGAAUCAGCAGCCCAAGCCAUUCGCUGAAUUCAGGGAUGAGUUUAAGGUCUGGCAGAAAAAAUUGGCAAAACUUGACUUGUCGAAGUUGAGCAAAUUGAAGUAAACAUAACUAUGGAUUUCAGUCAAAUAUCAAAUGGGAGAAAAAUGCUUCCUUGAUUAAGGAAUAAGUUCAGUGCCUGGCAAAAUGAAUUGGCCAAAGUGGAUUAGGACUUGGAAAUGUUUAGACAUUGAAAAUUAGGGCAAAAAUGAAGUGGAGGGUGGUAAAUGCAGCCGCAAUCAGAUUGCCCAGAAAAACAGCUUUGUGAGACUAAUUUAAUUAUGUGUCGUACGUAGGAAUAUCCUUUUUUGAAAGUGAGUAACUACAUGUAUAUAGCUGAAGCCCUCUCAGGUGGUAUUCUGUGCAAUGCAAAGAAUUGUAGUAAGGUUUGACAUAUAACACACCUUUUAUCAUUAUGUGUAUCUAGAACGACUUUCCACUGUGGAGGGUGAAACUUUUUUCUGUGAUAUCUUCGAAAAACUACUGUCCUUGAUUUUAUAGUGUUCUGACAUAAUUAUUCUUUAUAUUAUAUCAACAAGAUCUGUAAAUAGCAAUUUUAUGGAAUAAACUAUUUAUACAUUUUGUGGA
Molecule: messenger RNA, 3068 nt
Organism: Lineus longissimus
Lineage: Eukaryota; Metazoa; Nemertea; Pilidiophora; Heteronemertea; Lineidae
Product: amyloid protein-binding protein 2-like
Exons: 8
Coding region: 84-2546 (820 amino acids)
Biological process (GO): proteasome-mediated ubiquitin-dependent protein catabolic process; intracellular protein transport; regulation of apoptotic process
Cellular component (GO): Cul2-RING ubiquitin ligase complex
Molecular function (GO): protein binding; ubiquitin-like ligase-substrate adaptor activity
Source: RefSeq, a predicted model, not a curated record